AUGAAGAACCACGAUAAAGUGAUGGGUAUAAUUGGGGAAGCAGAAGAAAUUCUUGACGAAGCAUGGGGUUGUCUUCAGAAAAUGAAUGGAUCAAGUCAAGGUACACAUGCUCCAGGGAUAAGGCAAGGUUAG
Molecule: messenger RNA, 132 nt
Organism: Arabidopsis thaliana (thale cress)
Lineage: Eukaryota; Viridiplantae; Streptophyta; Magnoliopsida; Brassicales; Brassicaceae
Exons: 1
Coding region: 1-132 (43 amino acids)
Source: RefSeq, marked reviewed